CAUGCGUGUUGCAGUUUCACCCGGACGGACUUCUUACGUACAAGUACUGUUCAGACAGCAUGGUGGAAGAUCUGAGGAGGCACAAUGGCACAUAGUGUACUUCAUUGUUUUAAGAGGAUAAACUUGCCUGUUCUUAAUGCUUAUAACGAUCUUUUUGUUAACACUCUAUGGAUUCAGUCCCGUAGUUAUGCUAGUAAGAAACCAGUAACCAAAGGCAAAGGUAAAGGAAUGGUAAAGGAAGUUUUUAAGGGCCCAGAAGUCUGUAAGGAUCCAGUAAGACUUUGCACACAUGCAAUCGGAGUCAACAUCUUCAAACAAGGCGAGGAUCCUCUUAUUAAACCCAAGGAGGAAUAUCCAGAAUGGUUGUUUCAGUUGGACCUCGGUCCACCCAAAAACCUCAACGAACUUGAACCAGACAGUCUGGAAUACUGGAAGCUUUUAAGGAAGGAGCAUAUUUGGAGACAUAAUAAACUGCAUAAAGGCAAAAAGAUGUAGAGGCUUUGGACAGAACUAUGCAUCUUUGAGAGCAAGGCCUGGGUGAACCUUUGCCUUCCCAGCAUUCACAGCGGACAUUACCUGAGGCGCAGGUUGAGAUAUGUUUCUCUGCUGAGUGAACUUCAGAUUUGGAGAAGUUUAUCUUCUUUUCCAGUGUAACGGAACAAAUCGGUGCUAUGUCAGAGGAUCAAGUGGUUGUAUUUUUGUUGUCAUUCUUUGUAUUAUUAACGUCACUGUGUUAUUUUUCUUACUUCUGUCUCAUGAAAAAAAUUAAAUUCUAAU
Messenger RNA from Sinocyclocheilus rhinocerous, 777 nucleotides. RefSeq names its product 39S ribosomal protein L54, mitochondrial-like. The transcript has 3 exons. NCBI's taxonomy places the organism in Eukaryota, Metazoa, Chordata, Actinopteri, Cypriniformes, Cyprinidae. Gene Ontology annotation, cellular component: mitochondrial large ribosomal subunit. Gene Ontology annotation, molecular function: structural constituent of ribosome. The coding region runs from base 85 to 495 and encodes 136 amino acids. The record is from RefSeq and is a predicted model, not a curated record.